CCUAAACAUCUUCUCUCCAGGAUUUCAUAUCAUUACUUGCUUUGCUAAUCCCAAUUUGACGUCUCAUGCAUUGUUCAACCUGACUUCCGGAUCAUAUGACCCCGCGUUCAAUCUGCAGCGCGAAACUUGCACAAGCACCAUAUUCUUCUAACUCCCAGGCCAUAAUCUUCCCCAGCACCAGUCGCCUCGAUGGACUACUCCGACGGCGCGGGCGAUAUCGUCCCAACCUUCUACAUUGGCCAGCAUGAAUCCAAACGCUCCUUGGAUGUGUCCGCAGAACUCAUCCAGCAUGCGCACGAUCUUGGAUAUGAUAUGCUGACCAGCCCAAUCACAAACGACCACUUCCACACACGCGUCUUGAGUCUCCUCAGCUCCUACACCCAAGCCAUCUCCGACGCCCCACAAACGCAACCGCUCCCUUUGAUACCCGCCUUGGACAAUUUCGAUACUUCACUUGGUCCCAGUGACACUAUCGGCCAGCUGCUUACCUACACAAGCUCCUGGAUAGAUCUCUCCUCUCCGGACCCCGUCAUUGCGCACCUCUCACGCCAGGUGUUCCACUUGGAAAUUGCAUUUGCAGCAUUCUGCGGAGCCACCACAGUGAUCGUGCCUGGACCAAGACUCGCGCAUGGUCAGAAUGGCGUGUCACAAUAUGCCCGAGCUAUUAAAGAGGCCCUCGCCAAUGGCGCAUACGUCUCGCUCCAUGUACAAAUGCCCAUGGACGGCACCAGUGUUGCUGAAGAGGAAGAUGUAGGCAAUCUCGCUCGCUUUGCCAGGCCAGAGUACGAGCCGAGCAGCGAGACAAAGAAUGUGGAUGCCUGGAGCUCGUGGGACGCCUGGAACACGAUCAGAUCUAUCAACAAGUACCACAACAGACUGUCAGUAGCCCUCGACCUACCACGCCGUCUGCCAUCCUUGGCUAUACAAUCUCGCUGGUACUCAGAACCUGUUCGGCUACUCAACCUCUCAUUCUCUUCCUUCCUGGUCAAUGCGCGAGGGUCUGCUGUUUUGUCGAAGUCGCACCAGCACUUCAUCUUCCGCUGCGCGCGCUUGCGAUCGGCGCCAUGGCUGUUACUCUCAGACAUCGGCCCGCUUCCCGGAAUCGACGACCCGGACAUGAUCAUGUCGUAUUCCACGGGCGAACUUUCCCCAGGAACAGCGGAAGACGCGCCUAGCCCUGACUCCUCAGUGCAUGCCCCCACUCCAGCUGAAGCAGCUCAAAUAGCGAAGAAAACGAGCAAGCAGAGCAACGGUAACCACGACCCAACCCCACAUCUCAGCUAUAUGCGCUACAUACAGCGAAACCAGCCGCCCAAAAGCAUGAUCGAGCGAUUUGGUGGCGGCUUCCAGGACUACCUGCAGAGCCCGUUGCAACCCCUGACAGACAAUCUCGAAUCCAUCACAUACGAAGUGUUUGAGAAGGACCCAAUAAAGUACGAAUGGUACGAAAGAGCGACUGCACAGGCUCUGCGAGAUUGGCAAAGUCAGCGGAGAUCAACGAGCUCCGGAGAUGGCGUUGUAGUCAUCGCGGUUGUGGGAUCAGGGCGCGGUCCACUCGUCACACGAGCACUGAACGCGAGCAAAAGCACCGGCGUACCUGUACGAGUCUACGCCAUCGAGAAGAAUCCAAACGCAUACGUACUUCUACAACGACACAACAGAGAGACAUGGGGGGGCCGCGUCACGGUUGUCAAGACGGACAUGCGAGCCUGGAAGGGACCAUCGCAGCCAGACGGCACUUUCGGCAAGGUCGACAUCCUGAUCAGCGAACUGCUCGGUUCCUUCGCCGACAACGAGCUAUCGCCUGAGUGUCUCGACGGCGUGCAACAUGUGCUGAACCCCGAACACGGCAUCUCCAUACCAGCCAGCUACACCGCGCACUUCACGCCCAUCUCCACGCCCAAGCUCUGGGCAGACCUCUACAACCGCAGCAGCAAUGUCGACGCAAACGCCUUCGACAUCCCGUGGGUAGUCAUGCUGUCGCAAUUCGACUAUCUCUCCACCGAAGAUAAAGAAACAAUAGCCUCGCACCAGCUCGGCAACGGCACAAAGAUGCACAACUUCAACCUCGAACCACCCCUCGCACCGCUCGUCCACACGGCAUGGGAGUUUUCGCAUCCCCUCCCGCCCACCAUCCUCGCGCAGUCUUCACUACGCAAAGGUGGCUCUGCAGUCGGCGGCGGCGGCGGCUUCACCGGCGGCGACGGCGCAAACGAGCACAAUUUCCGCUUCUGCCGCUUCACGUUCCCCAUCCAGGAGCAGGGCGUGUGCCACGGCCUGGGCGGGUAUUUCGAGACGGUGCUGUACAGCGGGUCGGAAGGCGCGGUGGAACUCAGCACGAAUCCCGUCACCAUGGAGAAGAAGAGCAAGGAUAUGAUCUCGUGGUUCCCUAUCUUCUUCCCCCUCAAGAAUCCUAUACAGUUGCCUGCUAAGUCGGAGGUCGAGGUUAGCAUGUGGCGCCAGACGGAUGACCGGAAGGUGUGGUAUGAGUGGCUUGUUGAGAGCUAUAUGACGCUCGGCGGGAAGAGGAUACGGCUCGAUGUGUCGGACUUGCACUCGAGUAAGAGCAAUGGGUGUUUGAUGUAGGUGCAUGUUGGGCUGGUGUUGGUUUAGACAAAAUUCGGGAUAUCCAACAUGGACUGUUACGCAUCUUCUCAGGCCAUCUCUUUGUUUAGACUUAUCUCUAAUACCAAGUCGAAAAAGUUUCUCGCGCA
This is a messenger RNA of Dothidotthia symphoricarpi CBS 119687, 2714 nucleotides long. Its product is annotated as arginine N-methyltransferas-like protein. The record is from RefSeq and is a predicted model, not a curated record. Gene Ontology annotation, cellular component: cytosol; nucleus. The transcript is spliced from 3 exons. Lineage: Eukaryota; Fungi; Ascomycota; Dothideomycetes; Pleosporales; Dothidotthiaceae. Gene Ontology annotation, biological process: peptidyl-arginine N-methylation; regulation of DNA-templated transcription. Bases 190 to 2586 code for a protein of 798 amino acids.